AUGUUGCUCAAACCCGCGACACCUCUCACCAUCUUGCUGUUCGUCGCAUUCGCCCUUCUCUUAUUGUCGUGCCUCUCCACCCCUAUCAUCAAGGGCAUCCCACUCGCAACAUUCAAGAAUGUCGACUACGGUGUAUUUGGCUACUGCCAAGGCGAUCAGUGUACCAACAUCCAUGUGGGAUACACCGGCAACAAUAUAGAUAGCACCGGCGGCGACUUCAAUCUUCCCUCCAGCACUCGGAAAUCCCUUUCGUCAAUCUUGAUCGUCCACCCGGUCGCAGCCUUCCUCACUCUCGUCUGCCUCUGCCUGGCCGCCGCCGCGCACUUCCAUGGCCCAUCGCAUUCGCCGCGUUUCCUGCUCGCACUCCUCAUUCUACUCCUGCCCACCCUUCUGGUGACUCUUCUCGCAUUCCUGGUUGAUAUCCUGCUCUUCGUGCCACACUUGCGAUGGGGUGGAUGGAUCGUGCUGGCGUCUACCAUUAUCCUCGUCUCAUGCGGGGUGUUGACUUGCGCCAUGCGCCGCACCCUGGUCAGUCGCAAGGCACGAAAGCGUCGCAUUGCUGAGAACGCGGAAAUGAGCGGCGAGAAUUACUACAACCGACAGAAUGCGGCGGCAGCUGCUAUCGCUGCUGAGCCGGUUAUAACGGAAACCAAGGAAGCCAUGGUUUCUGGUUCUCCUACUUCGGAAUCAGGCCCGACGUUCGCUACGUUCCGCACCGAGACACGUACUAGCGAUGAUGACCGGACCCCCUCAACUCUCGCAAUCCCAAUGGAAUGCACGAUGUUCCUCCAGUGCCAAGUGCCGAUUUUCCCAAUCGCCACGGGUCACCUUAUCGCUCUCAGGAAGAAGCUGUAUUCCGAUGGUAGCAUGGGUUCUCGACGCGGUGGAGGUCCGCCUGGAUUUGGCCCACGCGGCCGAGGGUAUCCUCCUCGCGGUGGCUACGGACGAGGCGGCCCUUAUAUGGGACCACCUCGAGGUCCUCCUGGUGGCCGCGGUGGUUAUGUGGGAGGUCCGAUGCCACCGCGUGGUCGUGGGGGGAUGAUGCCGGGUCGUGGCGGAGCUCGCGGUGCUCCCGGUUAUUCGGCGGGUCCGAAUCGCAGUUUCGACUCAUAUGGCCGCCCCAUGGAUGAUGCGUAUGAUCAACCUGGAAUGGCGAUGGGCGGUCCAAUGCAUGAGCCCUCCCCGGGACCAAUUGGCAUGGCUGUGUCUGCAGACAAUGUAGGCCAAGCGAUUGAGAUGCAGCCUCAGAUGCGCCGACAUGACACACAUGAGUCGGAUCCGUCGAUGAGCAAUGUGUCUCACCCCCAUGCGCUAUCCGUGGACGGGGCCCUUGCACCUCUCGAGAGCCCGACGAGUCUCUACAGCCAUACCGAUCGUAGCUCCUACGUCCCUGCCCGUGCUGGAUGGGGUAACCAGGAACCCGACCGUAACCUCGCGCCGCGCCCUUCUCCAUCACCCGUUCACGCUGGUGCCGGCCAAGCUUCCACCAACUACUAUGAAGACGUGGAGCCACGCUUUGCCCGUCGCCCUUCACCACAACCUAACUCGUCGGUUCCUUCUGCUCUCACCCCCGGGGGCGGUCACUUCUGA
Messenger RNA from Penicillium daleae, 1590 nucleotides. Its product is annotated as putative pH signal transduction protein PalI. Gene Ontology annotation, cellular component: plasma membrane; growing cell tip; cell division site. The coding region runs from base 1 to 1590 and encodes 529 amino acids. The transcript is spliced from 5 exons. NCBI's taxonomy places the organism in Eukaryota, Fungi, Ascomycota, Eurotiomycetes, Eurotiales, Aspergillaceae. The record is from RefSeq and is a predicted model, not a curated record.